ACAAGUCUGUACUUGUUUCAACGUAUAACAUGUUGCACAGCAUUUCGCAAGCACAACCAGGGGCGUAGCGAGAGUUGGCGAGGCACCUACAGUUGCAAUUGGGCUGAGUGAACAUUUUUCUCGUGCAUCAAUUUUAAUUUUGAAUCAAGCAUGACAGUUAUUUGUUAAGUAGGUACGACCCAGCAAUGGCCAGACAACAACGCGAGGUGUGACCGAAUCAACGACGCUCGGAAACAUUAACGAGUAAGCGGAUCUUUGUCCCUUAUAUGACACGAGAAAAGUUAUCUCAACCGUACGAGGGAAUGUAAGCCCUUAAAAUAGCGUUAGAAAAAAAAUUUCGCAACAUCGCGCAACGAUCGACCCAGCGCAUCCGUCCCAAAGCUAUUCCGAGUGCUCCAUCGUCGGCCUCAAAGCCAUCGUCAAAGCACAGAAAAUUCAGGUAAAAAAAUCGCCAAGCAAAGGGUAUCCCGGUCGAGCUAAAAAGUCAAGGUCAUAGGCGGACGAUUGCACCAUAACGAGGCAAAGUUUCGCGAGUAUGAGUCACCCCGGAGUCCAAGGUAUAAGCCAGCGCCGCCCGGCGUUCGGCUCAGUCAACUCCGCAGGCGCGAGCAGUUCGCAAAACAACUUUCCCAUCGCCGAUCGCGUCUGUGUGCGUGCAGUGCUUCUCUUCUCUCUUUCCUGAUGCUCUGACGGCCGUUCGCUCGCUCACCUACUCUAUACUUCGUCACGCGCUACAGUGAACGCAGUCUACAGUUUGCGCGGCAUUGUGUACUCGCGACUUGACAGCUCCAGACGUGUGUGUGUGACGAUGAAGCUCCUGAUCGACGAGCUGCGCCGUGCGGGCAUGCCCCAUCACCAGAAGCCCAAGGCCAGCCACAAGAUCCUGAAUAAGAUGGCCAAGCUCGAGAGGAGGUUGUUGAAGAAGUACAACGAGCAGCGGGACCAGCAGUGGUACAGCAGCGGCUCCUCGUCCUCGAGCGGCGAGGAGGUCCGUCAUCGGUCUCGCCGAGGAACUCGUUCGCGUUCUCGCUCCCGCGGCAAGCGCCACGCUCACCAUCACCACAAGCGCGGUAAGCGAAGCAGCGGUGAGAGCAGCGACAGUUCCAGCUCGUCGAGCAGCUCGAGCUCGAGGUCCCCGUCGCCUCCUGCCCCGAGACAGCAGCGUCAUCCCCGUCAUCAUCGCCACCACGGACCGGCCCAUCAUCGCGGCCAUCUGGGACGUCAUCGCCGUCAUCACGAGAGAGGAAUGCCGGGAUGGUUCUCCUUGGUGAGUCAUCGGAGGGAAGAGGCAGCGCCCAACGGCUGCUGCAACGGAGAGGCCCAGCCGCCGGAGCUGGUGGACUUGUCGGCCAACGGCGAGGAGGAUCCAGUGGCCGGAGCGAGGAACCUCGAGGAAGUGGAGCAGGAGGGGAACGGACAGGAGUCGCCGGAGCGGGGAGCCGAGAUUGACGAGGACCUGGCGAAAAACUGGACGGAGAUCGUCGAGAAGGGCCUGCCGGACGACAGGAGAACAAGCUUGAUAAGGAAGUACCCGGUGAGCGUGAACUGCUUGCCACUGCUGGCGCCGAAACUCAACGAGCAAGUCUUGGCCGUCGCGCCGGAGUCGGCCGUGGAAAGAGACAGCGCGCGGAUGCAGGAGCAGAGCCAAAUCGCCGCGGGAUUGGCGGCCUUGGGACAGGCGAUCUUCGAUUUGGAAUACAAGAUGAAGAACGACAGAGAUCUCGACCGAGAUCUCGUCAAGGUUUACGAUACCCUCAAGGAAGCUGCCGACGUGAUCGUCGACGUUCACCACAGCGUGACGCAGACGAGGCAGGCGCUCAUCGCCUCGGAACUGAACAGGAAAAUCCGAGCCCACGUGGAAAAUUGCAAGCCCGACAGCUUGCUCUUCGGCAAGGACUUUGGAGACAAGGUGAAGAACGUCAAGGGCUUCAGCAGGAAAGCUCGCAAGGCUCAGCGGCCGGAUAAGAGGAGAUCGAAACGCGUCGAGGGCCAGGGAUGCGCAGGCUGCAGCCGUGGACCGGAGCAGCAGCGAGGAGCUUGAUUUAUAAGGUUCACCGAAUACCUAUAUACCAUAAGCGUUUUAUAUAGUAUUAGUGGGAUCCAGGAGAAAUGCUAAGUCGAAGGAAUACACUGUAGUAUUAGUACCUAAGAGAAAGCGGUAGUAAUAGCUUUUUAUACUGCAUAUGACAGCGUUUUUUACUAUUAUAUUGUAUUUAUAUUAAUGGCAAAUAAAAAGUGUUAAAAAAAACAAUAAAAAUAAAAAAUA
Nasonia vitripennis (jewel wasp) is the source of this 2266-nucleotide messenger RNA. RefSeq lists its product as uncharacterized. The record is from RefSeq and is a predicted model, not a curated record. The transcript has 2 exons. Lineage: Eukaryota; Metazoa; Arthropoda; Insecta; Hymenoptera; Pteromalidae. Bases 809 to 2041 code for a protein of 410 amino acids.